AUGUGUGUGUGUUUCUGUGUAUCUAUCUAUCUAUCUAUCUAUCUAUCUAUCUAUUUACCCACAGAAGGGUACCCGGAUGUAAUCACGCACGUUUCACGACGAGCGUGUUCAUUUUACAUCCCACUUCUUCUCUUCGAGCUUAUUCUCCUCCUUUUUAACCUCUCCCUUUUGUAUUCGUUGUUUAUGCUUUCUUCCUCUUUUGAUGUUCCGUCGACUCCCUAUCUCUUUCUUUUCUCUUUGUUAUCUUCUCAUAAUGUUCUUUUCAUCAAGAGAAAGGCGGGAAAAACGCAAUCUUUCCCGCCUUUCUGUUUUUUUCUUUGUCAUAUUCGUCUUCUUUUUGUUCCAGGCUUUCUGCUUUUCUUCUCUCACUCUACUAUUCUUCUUUACUGUAAUAGUAUUCUUUUCAGCUCACCUUUAUUUACUCAAUUCUCUCUCACCCUUUCUCAUUCACUUUCUGUCCCCUCUUUCUCUCGCUCUCCAUGUCGACUUCCUUUCUCUCUUUCUUAUCUUUCUUACACUCCCUCUUUCAUUUUCCUCUUUGCCAUUCAUUCUCUCUCUUGCUAUCUCACUCUCUUCGUUUCUCUCUAUUCUUUCUCUUGUUCUCUCCACACCCUUUCUCUCUCUCUCUCUCUCUCUCUCUCUCUCUCUCUCUCUCUCUCUUGCGUGCGCGCUUCUCGUCUUCCCUUUCCCUCCCUCCCUCGAAAGACUUUCAAAUAG
Messenger RNA from Acanthosepion pharaonis, 717 nucleotides. NCBI's taxonomy places the organism in Eukaryota, Metazoa, Mollusca, Cephalopoda, Sepiida, Sepiidae. The record is from the annotation of a GenBank genome assembly.